AUGACCAUUCCUAAGCCACCCUACCCAGUCCAUGUGGCCCAACUUGGCGGCGUGCCGAACAAGAGCCUCGAUAUCCCCCUCUGUUCUGUCUUCAUGGUACUCUUCCUGGUUGGCGGUGCUGGACAUAUGACAAGACUGCAACUCAACCUCCGGCGAGGCCACAAGUUUCCUCUCUCGGGAGCAAUGUUCGGCUUUUCAAUGGCCAGGGUGGUAGCAUGUAUAAUGCGAAUCAUCUGGGCGGUAUAUCCAACCAACGUUGGCAUCAGCAUUGCAGCGGUUCUCUUCGUCAAUCUUGGAGACCUGCUGUGCUGUUUGAUCAACAUCUUGUUGGCUCAAUCCAUUGUGAAGGCUCUACAUCCCAGGGUUGGCAACCACAAAUAUUUCCGCUACUUCAUCACCACGUCUCUCUCGCUCCUUCUGGUCUCCUUAUGUAUCAUCCUUGGUUUCGUGGUCUCCUCUUACUACACCCUGGAUCGGAAGAAACUCAAUGAUGCGAAAGCGGGAUCAUUUGCAGGAGGCACGUACAAUGCUUUCACGUCCUUGAUACCGAUCUUCCUCAUUCUCAUUUCAUACCAUAUCCCCCGAAAAGAAACGCGAAAUUUCGGCAAAGGUAGCAUGAGCACCAAGGUCCUCAUCCUACUGUACGGAAGUCUGGCUCUGGCGACAGGGUUCUGGUUUCGAGUCGGAAGUGGCUACAUGGCCCCAAGACCAGUGAACGAACCUCCACCGUGGUUCUCGAAAGCGUGCUUCUACAUCUUCUACUUCACAAUCGAGGUAUCAAUCAUCUGGGGCUAUCUGAUCAUGCGAAUCGAUCUGCGCUUCUAUAUGCCAGCCGGACCGGACAGAGGCGAUGGGUCUAGGUCUAUGCCUAGCGAUCAUGAAACUGAAGAAAUUGAACUUAUGGCAAAUAAGGGGAAGUUUACGCAGGAUUCGAGACCUACAACUAGAGGUACGGGGGAGCUGCGAUCUGCGACUGUGGGAGAAAGUGAUGGCGGUGACAAAGUGCCAGAAAUGCCUCAUCUCGAUCCAACUGAAUUAGAUGCGAUCAAGAAGGAUGAUAGGGUGUCGCAAGAGCAAACGAAGGAUAACGCGGGCACAUCGCCGCUUUCGAAUGGAGAUGUUGUGGAGAAGCAUGAUGUAUCCUCUUCUGAACCAAAGUCUAAAGAUGAUCCUUAG
Molecule: messenger RNA, 1176 nt
Organism: Bacidia gigantensis
Lineage: Eukaryota; Fungi; Ascomycota; Lecanoromycetes; Lecanorales; Ramalinaceae
Exons: 1
Coding region: 1-1176 (391 amino acids)
Source: RefSeq, a predicted model, not a curated record